Molecule: messenger RNA, 1242 nt
Organism: Mytilinidion resinicola
Lineage: Eukaryota; Fungi; Ascomycota; Dothideomycetes; Mytilinidiales; Mytilinidiaceae
Exons: 2
Coding region: 1-1242 (413 amino acids)
Source: RefSeq, a predicted model, not a curated record
AUGGGUGCCGCACUGUCCUCCACCGCAUCACCCACUCUACCAUGCAUUGAAAAACUGGAUUUUCGAUCCGAGCCUGCCAAUGUAACCACCAUUGAUACUAUAGGCGCAGUUCAAGGCAACCCCGAGCCUGCCAAUAUAUCCACCAUUGGUUCUAUUGAGGCAGCCCAAGGUAAUCCGCUAGACUUCUUAGCUCAUGGGUCUCGAUAUGUCCCAAUGUUUGACGAGAUCACCCGACACUUAGAACCUAGCGACAUCCUCACCCUACGGAAGGUGAACCGCACCUUAGCUGAGAACGACGUCUUCUCCGCGGCCAUGAAUAGUCAGUGGAACGUCGACACUGCCUUGGCCAAGUUCUUCAAGGACGCUGUGGGGUUCCGAAACGCCUUAGGUCAUGCUUCAGCAGUCGUUACUGGCGACUUCGCCUUACGCUUUCUGGAUCGUCGAGCUCCAGGGGAACGCAUCGACAUCUUCAUGUCUAUAGAAGAGCCGAAUAAGUACACGAUAAUUGACUUUCUCAGUGAAGAAGGGUACGACGCAUGCGGUACCUAUAGGCACCCGGCACCAAUGAGCAAGAAGCUGUGGACACACUACACGACGGCCCUUGCCAAUAUCAUCACCGCCACCAAGGCGUACGUCCCCUUUGCGGAGUCCACAAUCAAGCAGCGCCGCAGUUACCAGCACGCCCUCUUCAACGAAAACGACGACGAAAUGAGCGCCGCGCUUCGCAUUGUCUCGGAGAGCGGCCGCGAGCUACGCGAUAUCGAGACAUCAUUUACCACCACUACCACCACUACCGCCAGCAGUUUAACAGCAACGCUUCAAUACCGCACUUUGAACGACUCGAAGACCUGGAUCAUCCCCUUCCGAACAGACGAACUCAUCCCCCCAAAACAACCAGACUUUGUAAUUGAGGCGACCGACUUCAGCGUGCAAACUGAGACAAAUUACUCGCACGGUUGCGACCGGUACAUCAUGGACCUAGCCCCGCUGGACUUCGUUGGGCUCGAGUACCGCUGGGCAGGACUCUGGCUUCGGGACGCGAGACUGCUGAGGCAGCUUCACGCUGCCCUCACUUUGGAGAUUGCGAAGCUGCCGAGGGCAGAUCGGCCAGUGGAUCUCGCCAACUUCAGGGUAGUAGGAGGCUCGAACACUACACCAGGAAAGUUUAAGCCGCCGAAGUGGUUGGAUGGGAUGGUGGUGGAUUGGGCGAAGGCGAUAAGCAGGUCUCGUAGAGUGGAUUGA